This is a messenger RNA of Plenodomus lingam JN3, 1101 nucleotides long. NCBI's taxonomy places the organism in Eukaryota, Fungi, Ascomycota, Dothideomycetes, Pleosporales, Leptosphaeriaceae. The record is from RefSeq and is a predicted model, not a curated record.
AUGCAUGAUGCUGACAGCAGUCACUCCGAUGAUCUUCGGGUUCCUGCCUGCAUAGCUGUCUGUCAUGACAUGAACCCCCGCAAAGAUUUCUGGGUCAACCGAAAAGAGCAGACAGUCAACAAAAACGAGGUGGUAUGGCUUCAAGAGGCAGCGUGCCCGCUGAGGGUCUCGCAUGAUGGACACGUUUUCAAGAUAUGCGAGGCCACUUCGGUGAAGAAAUCAGCGGGUGACGGUGGCGCCGAUGGCCACUGGGGCACGAAGGAUUUGGACGCCAACUGCGGCAAGAUGGCUUUUGCUGCGCUCUGCGUUCGGGCUUGGCGGAGCCCAAUUCCAUAUGAGUCGCUAUCAUAUCAGAUCAUUGUUACCUACUCGCAGUGGGAAGUUCUGCCGGUGUGUCGUUCUCUGGGGCCUAAUUCUAUAAAGCUACCUGUAGACCCUGGUAUCCAGAUCAACACCUCCCAAAAACCUAGUGUCAUGCAUGGCCUCAGUCCUGCAGUGAUCGCUGGCGGAACCGAAAGGGUUGCCGGUAGUAAAGCCGGAUAUGUUGAUGACUCGAUUUUACGAUAUUGGGGGUUGCACGAUCUGCACUGCAGGCCCAACGUGCGACGUGCAGACUGGUGCAUACUGCUCCCAGUGCACGUAGGAGUUGUCGCAUCUUCAUUUCAUUGUUUCCCAGAAUCGGACACCCCUGAGUGUCCAGUUGAAUCUCGGCUUCGGGAUGUUGUGUGCGCGCGUGUGCAGAACCAAUUCGAAGGGGAUCCCAGGGCGCGAACAGUUUUAGAUGGACUUGUAUUAUGGGUACGAAAGGUUGGCUCUUUUCUUUUUACAUGCCGUGUCGUCGAUACGCAAUUGCACGGUCAUCGCGCUUCUUCUCACGGGUCCGGUCUCGCCGUGCGGUGGGCCUUUGAGGAUCUCUUACAUACAUUCGCCGCACGCAUAAUGCGGGUUGCAGCAUGCAUGUGGCGUGAACUUGGGGUUAGCGUCUUGAUGCAAGCACUGUGCGACACGUCACCGCAGAGGGAGAUGGAUGCCAUGAAGGGCGCAGACCGCAGACGCGGCCGCCAGGCUUGCGCGGUUACAGGAAGCCAUGUGCACCCAUAG